AUGACGAUGAAUAAAAAUCGAACAUCUGCCAACUCUAUUCACAGUAGCUUAUGGAUGAGAGAUCUGCAUUCUGGUACAAAAUCACCAAGAAGACAUUACAAUACUGGUCGACUACCUCAAACCUCAUCAAUACGAAUAGCAGCAACGGACAAUGAACAAUGUCAAACACCUUUGAAGCUACAAGGUUGGCUGAAAGGUGAUACAAAUGAGGCAAUAAAGUUUUGGGAAAGGGCACUUCUUUUCUUUGAAGAGUUGGACAAGCGUCAAAAUAUUUCAGAUAAAAAUAGAGCUGAAUUGAAACAAUUGAAAGCCAAAUACAAAGAGCAUGAAGAACAAAUCAAUCAAAUAAAAUAG
Messenger RNA from Rotaria sp. Silwood1, 354 nucleotides. The record is from the annotation of a GenBank genome assembly. NCBI's taxonomy places the organism in Eukaryota, Metazoa, Rotifera, Eurotatoria, Philodinida, Philodinidae.